Molecule: messenger RNA, 1729 nt
Organism: Phytophthora sojae
Lineage: Eukaryota; Oomycota; Peronosporomycetes; Peronosporales; Peronosporaceae
Exons: 1
Coding region: 39-1655 (538 amino acids)
Source: RefSeq, a predicted model, not a curated record
CACCAACCAGCCCAACACCAGCUCAAGAACUUAUCGCAAUGUGGGCUCUCAAGUCGCCGCACCGGUUCCUCACCGCCGUCUUCGUCGCGCUGCUCGCAAUCGCAGCCAUCACCACUGCGUCCGCCGAUGACCACGCCCAACGCCGUCUAGCUACGAGUCUUGGCGACGCGCCGUCACUGCGACUUCAAUUCACGCUCAAGCGCGACUCCAUGAAAAUCUACGGCCAGUCCCAGUUCUACGUCUUCGCCAACCCGGUAGUGUCCUCCGACAACACUUCCGUUCUUUACGACGGCUACGCUGCGUUCAUGGACGGCUCCACGGACUACACGUUGAGCCUUGUGAACGGCAUCGCGUACUUUGUGACUUCGACGGUGGGCGACUCGAGCUCGCAGUCGGCACAGUGUCUGUCGUCGAGCCUCCUUCCACCGAUCAACUCCAUCGUGUCGGCACUCAACGGCGCCACGGCCAUUGCUGGUGCGUCUGCAGGCAACGACACCAUUACGUGCGCGACCGGAGACCUGUUCCAAGCCACGCUCGGUGACGCGACCUUCGUGAUCUGCUCGGCUGGCUCGGACGGCUUCACCAUCUACGGCAGUGACCUGGACAUCAGCGUCGAGUACCUCGACAGUCCUGUGGCGAUCACCGCGCCCACGCUGAGCGGUGACGCAGCUCUUUCGUGCGAGACGGUGGUCACUCCUACUACGGUCACGCCGACGACGCUUGCUCUGCUCACAGGCGAGGCCGUGUCCUCGUCUAGCAGUCGCAAGCUGAAGGCUGAGGCUACUACGACGCUGGCCUCGUCGUCUUGCAGUUGCAAGUCCACCCGUCGUCCGUGCAUUUUCUUCCACGGCCUGGGCUCCGACACGGAACAGACGACGCUGCAGACGUCUUCGAGCUACUUUGGUGAUCUCUCAAAGAACGCGCCGUGCUGCAGCUCGAUCAAGUACGCUGUACUUAACACCGUGAAGACCCCGUGGACCGACGCGACGCAGCAGCAGAAGGUGUGCAACUUCGCUCUCUCCGUCAGCAGCACAAGCAGCACCUCGUCCAAGACCAUUGCGGACACGAUCAUUGUGACGCAUUCGAUGGGUGGACUCAUGAUGGCAGGAGCGUUGGCCAACAACCGAUGCAAGUUUGCGUCGAGCACGACCUGGGUGAGUCUGAGUGCUCCUAUGACCGGAAGCAUGGGCUCGGACUACCUUCAGAACGCAUGCAGUGGCAGCAACGUGUUCCUUCAGGCUGUGGCGAACCUCGUUGGUCAGUGCCCGGCCAGCAACGCGGUCGUGGGGAUGUCCUACCAGUCCGAGUCGCACAGCACGUCGGCGCUGAACUCUGCGUACACGGCUGCCCAGACCGCGUUCCGGGCGAACGUCGACGCUGCAAUGUGCAGCGACAACUACUCGGGGCUACUAUCUACGGAUCAAAUUGUAUACAAGCUGGGAGGCUCUCUGAUUCCCCACAAGUCGGAUGAGAACGAUGGCAUCGUCGAGUACAAGAGCUGCGCCGGGGGACUCUCCACCUCCAAGUUCGGCAACAAGUACGACGACACGUUCUACCUGACGGGUCUCAACCACGCCGACACGGCCUUCCGCCACGGCGACGCUCUGGUCGUGAACUCGCAGAAGCCCGUCAAGUGGUUCGAGUGUCUGUUGUAAGCGUUGCUCGUUUUUCACCUUUCCUCGACUAAAAGGUGACUAAAAAGCAACAAGGUCUUGUCUUUUGGGUUUUC